AUGGCGACAAAGCGAGCUGAGUUGGCUCACACAGCCAUAUUUAGUGAGUUUGCGUGGCCAAUAACGUGUGCAGACGUGAAAGUGUCGAAACCCCGCCCGGUGGUGACCCUGCUUAACGGCCUUGAAGUUGUCUGCGACACUGAGACCGAUAACGGAGGAUGGAUCGUGAUUCAGAGACGUGCGUCAGCUGAUGUGGACUUUUACCGCGGCUGGGUCGAGUACAAGUACGGCUUCGGUGACCUCUAUGGAAACUUUUGGAUGGGUCUGGAGAAAAUCCACAAACUGACUAGCAUGCAAAGAUAUGAACUGAGAAUUGACAUCUCCUACGAAGAAAAGAACUACCACGCUAAUUACAAUAGCUUCUCUCUCUUGGGAGAACCGGAGUACUACACUAUCCAGAUAUCUGGAUAUUCGGGAGAUACUACAGACACGAUGUUGCGGGUCAAUGGUCAUGCAUUCUCCACCAGCGACAGUGACCACGACACAUCGAAUGAAAACUGUGCCAGAGACUUCCACGGAGGCUGGUGGUACCUGGAGUGUCACCAAGCUCAUCUGAACGGCGUCUGGGGAAGCAAGAAGUAUGGAGAAGGCCUGAACUGGAGGCCAUUGACCGGCUUCUACGACUCUGUCAGCUUCAGCGAAAUGAAAAUCCGGCCAGUAGAUAACGAUCUGCGUUGUUCAAACGCCCUCCUCUAAUUCUUUUUUUAAUGUGUUUAUUUACCGAUCAUUUGCUUGUUUGUUUCUUGCUUUCCUUGUAAGUAGUACCAUACAGGGCGAAUGUAUCAGUCCACUGUUGUCAAUUUUUCAAAACAAUUUUAGCGCAAUAAUAAAGAAAUAAGUACAAAUACAGUGUAGUAGUAGUGUCAGCGACUGUUCAAUUAUUCUUUUUGCUUUUGUUUUGGUACGGGAAGGAGGGGGGUGGUCAAUUUUAUACCACAAUUUACACCAACUUUAAAUUAUUUGACUUUUGGAAAUUAACUAAAGAUGUCUUUGAUUUCAAACGAAUUUGUCAAAAUAAACCCAAUGAGAAAUUUUUGUACAGACCGACUUUUUGCACACAAGACACAAACGGUGAGACAGCUAGUACAACCGCUUCUGUUUCAAAUUAAUGGCCAACAAUUUAGGACUUGGAAGUUAUAAUUCGAAAUUUCAUUGAGACAAAGCACGGUAGCAAAGCCUUAGAUACUCAUAGAGAUAGUUUGCUAAGAAUUGACAAGUCUUAUCGUUGAAACUAUACCCCAUUCACAUAAUGUAUUGUAUGUAUAACAAAAUUUUAAAUACAUGUGGUUCAUCAUAUCAAUUCUGUGUUCAUAUUGAUGUUUCUGUCUAGUUCUUUGCUUGUUUGCUUGGGGGGGUUUUUUCUUUUCAUCUAUGUUUCUUUGGACAUUCUUUAUUACGAUUCAACCAAAAUCUUCAAUAAACAUAUUUUCAUAACAUCAA
Aplysia californica (California sea hare) is the source of this 1440-nucleotide messenger RNA. RefSeq names its product ryncolin-1-like. NCBI's taxonomy places the organism in Eukaryota, Metazoa, Mollusca, Gastropoda, Aplysiida, Aplysiidae. The record is from RefSeq and is a predicted model, not a curated record. The coding region runs from base 1 to 696 and encodes 231 amino acids. The transcript is spliced from 4 exons.